Molecule: messenger RNA, 10380 nt
Organism: Schistocerca gregaria
Lineage: Eukaryota; Metazoa; Arthropoda; Insecta; Orthoptera; Acrididae
Gene: mon2
Product: protein MON2 homolog
Exons: 29
Coding region: 250-5220 (1656 amino acids)
Source: RefSeq, a predicted model, not a curated record
GACUUGCAAAGUCGUUUGACAAAUCAUAACCACAUCACUGAAUAUAACACAUGAACAAAUGUCAUCUGUGCCAGCUCACCUGUAGACGCGUUUUUGAGGCUUGUGUCAUCGAAAAUGAAGUUGUACUACGUGCGUUUGCUGUCGAAAUGAAAACCUGUGUCUGUGUGUUAUUAGUGUUAAGUGUGCGACAGACAGUGUCUUGUGAAAUGUCAUCCUCCAAAGAUUUGUGACGCGUCAGCUGUUCAUAACAUGGCUUGUGGAAGUUUGUCAACUGGGAACGAGGAAGCUUUACGUUUCUUGGAUAGUUUGCAAAAUGAUCUGAAGAACUUGUCAAUAGAGACGAGGAAAAAAUUUCCGCAGAUUAAGGAGUCAUGUGAAGAAGGCAUUGCAAAGCUCCGUAAUGCUGCUGCACAUCCUCAGACACCAGUUUACUAUGUCGUGAACCAAAUACUCUAUCCACUGGUUCAGGGAUGUGAGACCAAGGACCCAAAAAUUGUGAAGUUAUGCCUGGGAAUAAUGCAGCGGCUAAUGACUCAGCAGGCUGUUGAUCAAAAAGGAGCAAGAUACAUAACUGAUACUCUUUGGAUGCUAAUGGAAUCUGGGACUGAGGAGGUUAAGGUCUUGCAGAGUGUCACUUUGCUGUUGACUACAAAUACUGUUGUACAUGGUGACACACUUGCAAGGAAUUUGGUUCUUUGUUUUCGUUUACAUUUUACCAAAGAUUCAACAACUAUUAAUACUGCUGGAGCAACUGUUAGACAAUUAGUUUCAUUAGUAUUUGAAAGAGUUGUCGCCGAAGAUGAAGCAUACUAUGAUCGUGACACAGGAGUGCAGAAAGAUAUUAAUUUGGAGGAGCUGAAAGUUCCUAGUAAUGUUGCACCUAAAGGUUUAAGACUAUGUGCUGCUGAUGCAUAUCUAAUGUUUCAGGACCUUGUGCAGCUUGUAAAUGCUGAUCAACCAUAUUGGUUAAUUGGAAUGACUGAGAUGACACGCACAUUUGGCUUGGAACUGCUGGAGUCAGUUCUGACAAAUUUUUCAUCUGUAUUUUACCAGCAUCCAGAAUUCAGUUUCUUGUUAAAGGAAAGAGUGUGUGCAUUGGUUAUAAAAUUGUUUUCCCCAAAUAUAAAGUAUCGAAGUUCUGUACCACAGAGUAUACAACAAGCAACUCCAUUGGACAAGCCGUAUUUUCCAAUAAGCAUGAGACUGCUAAGGGUAGUUUCUAUUCUAAUUCAAAAAUAUCACAGCUUGCUGGUUACAGAAUGUGAAAUAUUCCUAUCACUGAUUGUAAAAUUUCUGGAUCCGGAUAAACCAGCCUGGCAGCGUUCUCUCGCAUUGGAAGUCUUGCAUAAAAUGACUGUUCAGCCAGAAUUACUGAAGUCAUUCUGUGAAUGUUACGACCUUAAAGCACAUGCUACAAAUAUUUUUCAAGACAUUGUUAAUUCACUUGGUGCUUAUGUCCAGUCACUCUUUGUAAAUCCACAGUUAAUGGGCCAAGCAUCUGUGUCAGGUGCAGCAGUGCCUGUUGCUCAGGGCCAGCCGCCUGCACUGCUAGCAGGUAUGCCAGUGGGACCUGGGGUGUCUCCACAGCCCGGAUUCUUCUCUAGAGGAGUAUGGCUCCCUGUUGUAGCUACCUUCUCAAGUGGGCAGGCAAGAGCAACAUACCUUGAAAUGCUGGAUAAAAUAGAACCACCAGUGAUUCCAGAUGGGUAUGGCAUAUCUGUGGCAUAUGCUUGCCUCUUGGAUAUAAUCCGUUCUGUUGCAAUCAUAAUAGAAGGUACACCACCUGCAGUCGAAGAGCAGCCUGCACCAGGAAAGUACAGUGGGUCAGAAGAGGAAAAAGUUCUUCAUUGCCAGCUUAUAAAUUCUAGUUGGUGUGGUCUGCUAGCAGCACUCAGUCCCCUGAUAGAUGCUAGUACUGAUGAAUCUGCUUCCGAAAAUGUCUUAAAGGCGAUACAGACAUUUGCCAGUCUGUGUGGAAUGCUGGAUUUACAGAUACCGAGAGAUGCUUUCAUUACUGCAAUCUGCAAAGCUUCAUUGCCACCGCAUUAUGCACUGACAAUUCUAAAUUCUGCACCACAAGGAGCUGGAUCUGGAAGGGGUCAUUCACGCACUAGCAGCCAGGAUAUGAAUUCCCAGUACAAUGUCAGUGCUUACAAUGAAACUGACUUCAGACAGCAAGUGGUAGCAGUGGGAACUCCACUGCCUACAGCAUCUUUACCCAUUGGUGCCCAGCAGGGUCCAGUCAUGUUGACAGCAAAGAAUCUACAGUGCAUGAGAGCUUUACUGAGUGUAGCUCAUUGUCAUGGAAGUAUAUUAGGCACUUCAUGGCACCUGGUGCUGACAACAUUGCAGCAUCUGGUAUGGAUUUUGGGCCUGAAACCUUCUACAGGUGGUAGUUUGAAAGCUGGCCGAACAACGGCUGAUUCCAAUGCUGUAAUAACAACAGCGGUAAUGGCUGAUUUACCAGUCCUUUCAGCUAUGCUGAGCAGAUUGUUUGAAUCCAGUCAGUAUUUGGAUGAUGUAGCUUUGCAUCACCUUAUUGAUGCACUUUGUAAGCUUUCUCAUGAGGCAAUGGAGCUAGCGUAUUCCAAUCGUGAACCAUCUUUGUUUGCUGUUGCCAAACUUCUGGAAACAGGACUUGUUAAUUUACCUAGAGUGGAAGUGUUGUGGAGACCUCUAACCAAUCAUCUUUUGGAAGUCUGUCAACAUCCUCAUAUUCGGAUGAGGGAGUGGGGAGUUGAAGCUAUUACAUACCUUGUUAAAGCUGCAAUGCAACAUAAAUACCAACCUCCACUAAGAGAGAACCAGAAGCUUCAGACACUCCUCCUUGGACCUCUGUCUGAGCUUUCUUCUGUACCACAUGGCGAUGUUCGGCAGAGACAAUUGGAAUGUGUUCUACAUGUCUUACAUGGGGCUGGAGAAACAUUGUCUCAUGGGUGGCCAUUGGUACUUGGGAUAAUUGGAGCUGUCUCUGAUCAUCAUGGGGAAAACCUUAUAAGAAUAGCUUUCCAGUGUCUCCAGUUAGUUGUAACCGAUUUCUUGCCGGUGAUGCCAUGGAGGUGCUUGCCGCUUUGUGUUGAUACAGCUGCAAAAUUUGGUUCUCAGACUCAAGAACUUAAUAUUUCUUUAACUGCAGUUGGCCUCAUGUGGAACAUUUCUGACUACUUUUUCCAGAACCAAGACAAAUUGUGCCAAUCUUUGACGGGUGAUAAUACCGUAUUUCCAAAUUUUCCUGGAAUAUCAGAUCUACCACACUUUGAUAAAUUGUGGAUGUGCCUUUACUCCAGGCUCGGUGAUCUGUGUGUUGAUUCAAGACCAGCUGUACGCAAGUCAGCUGGACAGACAUUAUUUUCUACAAUAUCAGCUCAUGGAGGUUUGCUGAGUCAGAUUACGUGGCAGUCAAUUGUGUGGCAGGUUUUGUUCCCACUGCUGGACAAUGUCAGGCGACUUUCAAGUUCAGCAAGCAACGAGAAAGUGGAUACAGGAGGAAAUAUUUUAAUCCAUCAUUCUAGAAACACUGCCCAGAAACAGUGGGCAGAAACACAGGUGCUUACAUUAUCAGGAGUAGCAAGGGUUUUCAACACAAAGAGGCAGAUUUUACGUGCUGUUCCUGGUGAUUUUCCUCGUGCCUGGUCACUUCUCCUUGAAUUUAUUGAAAACUCUGCAUUGAGUAAAAAUGAUGAGGUUUCCUUAGCUGCCCUGAAAGCCUUCCAGGAUAUAUUGUAUUGGAACCAAGACAGUGAAGGAAAAUUAGUGACAGUAAAUCAAGCAACUGUAACCAACGAAGAGCCAGAUAUAUGGGAUGUUGCAUGGAAAGUGUGGUGUAAUAUAGGUGCUGAGAGUACAAAAUUAUGUUUUGAUGUGAAAGAGUUCUAUGUUCCUUCACAGCCAUUUCUAACAGCACUGAUACAAAUAUUUCCUGCUGUUUUCCAACACACUAGAGAGAGAUUUUCAACAACAGAUCUUCUGAAACUUUGUGAGAUUCUGCAGAAUGCAGUGGCUAUUCCUGUUUUGGGUGACAUAUCUCCAUUUGUUCUCCCUACUGUUAGUGAUGCUGGGCUCACACAACUUCAAGAAGGUGUUCUUCACUGUAUUGAGCUGCUGAAAAAGGAAGCAUUGACUGGCCAAAAAAAUAUGAAGAAAAUGAUUGCACCAAUAUUUGAUCAGCUUCUAGCUUUUAGCAAAUAUGCUUGCCAACCUCCCGUUUUUGGGAAGGCAGACACAAAGAAUGGAACGCAAGUUAAAGGGGCUGCAAUGGGAGAGUGGAUGGCUGUGAAUUACAUUCCAUUUGGUGAAAAGGCUUUGACUAUGGCCAUAGAGUUGUACAGAAUCACUGCUAGUGAUAUGUCUGUGAUAAAUGCCUGUGUCCUGCACAAAAUUAUUUGUGCAUUACAUGUUCCAUUGUCAAUGAAGUAUAGCUGUCCAUCUCCUACAACAUGGAAGUUAGCGGUCACAGGUUUGUUAACUGUGCUUCAAAUUGGUCUUCCGCUGGCAAGAAAGCAUCGUCAAGAAUUCCAGCAGAUGUGGCCACAGCUUGCUGAAACCUUGGAUAAAUUUUUGUUUCCAACAAGUGCACCAACAUGUGAUCGAUGCCCUGAAGAGCUGCAGGCAGAUGAAGCAGUGGAUUGCAAAGUAAUAGAAUUACUGCGUGAUGAAGUAUUACCUCAUGUUCAUUCUAUUCAGAAAGAGUUUAUUCUUAAAGUGGUCGUCCUGCUAAACAAAGGCUCAAUUCAUUCUGCAAGUAGUCCCAGCUCUGAUUAUGUGGCUGAACCAAAACUAAGAGAAGAAUUUGCAAAAACUUGUUUUGAGACUUUGCUGCAGUUUUCAUUACAAGAUGGUGCUGAUGAAUGUGCUGAGGAAAUAACAGAAGGUGGUGUGGCAGGAAGAUUAGCUGUCACUGCUCUUCUAACAAGGUUCCAAGAAGUACUACACCAGUAUGUUGAAGAUGAAAGGAAGAACGGAAAUUGCCCAUUGCCAAGGUAUAGGUUGUCAGAGAUAUCUUUUGUACUGAAAGCUGUUGGAACUUUGGUAUUAUCACUGAAGAAAGCUCCACCAGGAAAAGUGAAUGAAUCAUCGUGGGAACAACUGAUUGCAUUGUACCCCUAUUUAGUGGACUGCACAACUACAAAAUCAACACAAGUUUCAAGUUCGCUUCGUGAAGCGUUACUGCAGUACGCGGACCUUUUGCAUUCGCCUACAAGAUAUCAUAAUGGUGUAUGAUAGUGUUAUAUUUGUGCUGUUUGUGUGAACUGACACUGAGAUUGUAGCGUUGAUGCCUGCAGCCUAUUUAAGUACAAAGUUAAUUGAGAGACAAUGAACAUACACAUGCGUGCAGCAGCAAGAGCUAUGGACACUGGAAGUGCACAGAGAUUCAGUGGUGCUGCCCCUCUGUCACACACCAAAAAUGGCCGGAUAAAGACUGUAAUCUCAUCUUCUUCCUUCCAUUGAAAAACUAAUGUGAAUGAGAGAGGUGUGGAUGUGAGAUUCAUAUUUAAAAAUGAUGUUAGAGUUCCUGGAUGGUUUUGGGAGAACUUCAACAUUUUAUUUCUCAGGUCCCCACCACUGCUGUUCUACACCCAUAUGUAGUGCUGUGUACUCAUUUCAAUGAGACACUAAAGGGAAAUAUUUCCUUGUCCAUCCUCCCUUUGCCUACUGUUGCAAAAACUGAUGCUAUCAAAGAUGUCACCGUAAUUGCUACAUUGUGAUGUGUACUUUGUCCAACCUGUGUACAGUCACACACUUUUUCUUUGUGACUCGACUCCCUACUUUUCACUAGGCAGGAGACUGGGCACCGAUAUGCCAUUUUCAGUAUUUUUGCUUUUAAUUUCGGAUUUUUCUGAAAAAUGAUAUUAAUCGCAUGAUUUCAGCUUCAUAUAUGAGAAAUUUUAAGUUUUGGUUAUUUCCACAUCUUGUUCUUGUUAACAUUCAGUAAAGAAGAUGGAGCUCACCCCCAAAAUAUCUCUCUCCCUGCAGCACUUCUAUAAAACUGGCCAAGAAAGUGUGUGUGGACUGCAAACUCCACAGAUGAAGCUCAGUACUGGGCAGCUGGUAGCUAGUUCAUUAAUGCCAUUGUGUGUAUCUUUGGAGUUCUAUUUGCUUCAUUUAUUUUAUUACACAUAGAAAAUUACCGAUGAUGGAUUUUGAUCAUGGGAUUUGUGUUAUAUGAAUGUUUUUCUUUCUUUGGAUGCUAUCCAAAUGGUGCUAUUUCCUUGAAUAUUUAGUGACUGUAGUUCUCAUGUUCUCAACAUUGACUGAAGCUCCUUUUAAUAGAACAUACUAUGCUGCCCUGCUGUAUAUCAUUGUUGGAAUAUGAUUAGAACUUUGACACAUUUUUGUCAUCAUGUGUGUUUUAUUACAGCUGACAAACAAUUGUAGCUUUCUUUUCAAGUAACUUAUUACUUACCAAAAGUUAUUACCUUGAGAGGCAGCUUAAAAUGUUACCGUUAUGCUUAAGUUGCACACAUCCCUGUGUGCCACCAGAGGUAUUGUUGCCAUAUCAGUAUUCAGUUGAAGCUAUGAAAUGCAAGUUAAAUUUGUUUUACCUUUCUGUUACCUUGGAUCAUUAAUAACAUUCUUUUUGUUCAUUAUGACUUUUUUCUAUAAAUUAUUUUCCUGUUUAAUCACAAUACAAAGCAGAUCUGCCUGGAAACCAAAUAUAAUGAAAUACUCUUUAGUUGGGGCACCAAAUUAAUCUUUGUGCUAAACAAUAACAGGAUUCUUGUUGGCCCCCCAAUAAGGAAACAGUGUUCUUUGCCUGAAGCUCAAUAGCAUUACUGAAAUAUUAGGUAUCAAGAGAUUCUGCCUCACUAGUAUUUGCGUCAGGGAAAAAGAAUUACGUAAGGUCUUACAUCUUUGAGUGUGAGAGUUUCUGAUGUAAAUAUGUAUCUUUCUUUCUAUGUAUGUUCUGCAAUAUUUUCAUUGUUUCAAAUUUCCUUGUAUUUCAAGUCAUUCCUGUCUACUUCCAGAACUUCAGUAACAGUUUUUUACAAUAUUCAGAUAUCUGCAUCCAUGUUUAUGCAGUUUAUUAGGUUUAAUAGCUUCAUCAUAUUGAAUAUCAUUGUUUUUGGUUUUUUUUGUUGUUGUUGUUGAAAUAUCACAACUUUGUCCAUGAUAUUUGACAGACAUAAUAGUUUCUGUUGUAACAUAAAUGUAAUUUACUGGGUCUGCUCUGAUAACAAGGCAGUGGACACCAUAGAAGUUUCCAAGAUCUUUAUAAAUCACUGUUAUUACUUUGUGAAUUAGUCAUGGCUUUUUCAGGUGUCAUUGAUAAUGUUAGAAGUUCGAAACUUCUGUGUAAUUCUUUUUCAUACAACAGAAAAUUAUGUGAAUUCUGAGGGUGGUUACCACACUCAUUGCUUUCAUUCUUAGAUGUUUUUGUUUCUUCAGUAAUUAUUGUUUUAUUUUUAUCACAGAUGCACCAAACAUUAUUUUAUCAGACCUGUUUGGCUCUUGUUAUUGAACCAUCAUUGUUCUUUUUGUAGUCCAUUUUAUUAUUCGAUAAACAUAAUUUUCUGUUUACAGAAGACUCAUUUUUCAAAAUACUCAAGUAAUUUUACUUGUUUGUUUACUAUUCUCUUUAAGAUUGUUGUUCAAAUUUAUUUGUGAAAUAUGUUUACUAUCUCGUUAUGCAACUUCAAAAUAUCAAACAAAUCACAUUACUUCUAUAGGAUUUUAUGAGGCUAUUGAAUAGAUUGUGUUUAUAUAUACAUUUUAUUGUGCAGGCAUGACUUACCAUAAGUAAUGAGAAUUUUCAAUUGCCAUUUCCUUUGAAAUAUAUAUAUUGUCAGUUAACAGAAUUGUCAUGUAGUGUCAUUAUUUCAUUCCCAAAUCUGGAAAAUAGAAUAGGCAACUGUGAACAUGUUCCACUUCUGAACAGCAGUAGUUCCAUACAUACAUCUCCUCUAAUUCAUAUUUCACAAGUGGCUAGCACACUGUUUUUCCAGUGAUCUGAUUCUAUAUAUAAGAGAUUUUAUGAUCAGAUCAGCAGUUUCAUUUGUUGGGGAGGAAAAUUUUGUAUUAAUUACUACAAAAGCUGUCUGUGUAACUAAAAUGGCAUUAUAUUUAUUGCUGUGGCUCACUGAGUGGUGUAAAUCUAUCUAGUUGCUGUAAUUUCGGCAGCUUGUGUAUCAAGUUUGCCAUGUGUGAUUGUUCAGAGUAACUGACCAUGUAGAGUACAUGUGGAAUAUUGUGUCAUCUGUGUGGACAUCAUGAUGAUAUGAUAGAGAGAAGGGCGCAUAUGGAAACUUGUGGCUUUAGAUAGCUUACUCCUCAUGAAUGGCACCAACAGGAUGCUGGGCAUAGAACACACAAGUCGCCAUCAGUAGGGUAAAUCCUACUGUUAAAACUCUCUUCCACUACUAGCAUUUGAAAGUUACCUUUGAGCCAAAGAUUUUUACAAAAUUGUGGGUUAAUGACGUCAUUCAUGAACUGCAAUACAUUGAUGACUGAAUGGAGCAGCUAGUUCAAUUUUGCAUGGUAUAAGGAAUUUUCAUCACAGUAAAUGUUUGGCUGGUCAUGGGAGGAGAGUUAACUGUGUACAAUUUAUUUUCACAGACUGUGCAGCAAUAUCCUGGGUUAAAUCUCAAACAUCUGCAGUCUCUUCAUGUGCCACUGUUAAUGGUUAUCAGCCCACUGGGUGGGAGUGUUGAGACUACGGCCCUCUUCGUGCUAUUAUCGGAGCGUGGGCCAUAUACCUUCAGUGGAUUUCACCUUCUCUGUGCUUUCUAUUUGUGUAAACAUCUGUAAUAACACAAGUGCAAGUGCUUAUAAAAAAUUUUUAAAAAAAAUUUUCCAUGCAACCCAUGGAUACACUUUUUGCACUAUGCUGAGGAAUAAGAUGAACUCUACUCUUAUAUCUCAGUAUGUCUCAAACACCCUGAAAAUGUGUCACAUUGUUUGGGUUUAAACUAAGGACCAGGCCUCUAUCAACAAUAUGAACCUCAUGGGUCUUCUCAGGUGAAUUAGUAAUAUGACUGUGUUUUGUGGCAGGAGAAGAAAGUUUUAUAGGUCAGUGAAGCCACAGACAAUAAUUUCCAUUUUUUAUUGUUUUCAUGUUUGAAAUUGUCCAUGUCUAACAAAUUCCUGUGUUUCAUUAGUACCAUUUUGGGUUUUGUCAAUGAAGUAUUCAACUAAGAUGAUUUAUUCUGGUCACAAUUUUGGUUUCAGGACACUUUUCCAGGUGUCAUGACGUGUCACACCUGCUUACUGGAAAAGGAAAAAUGGUGUAUACUGUCACAGUUGUGUGCCAUUGUAUGUUAGAUGCAAGUUGGGCAAGGGUGAGGGGUGAAGGUAGCAUAGUAGCUAUCUAAAUGAAUGUGAAUAACUACUGAAAUGAUGCACUGACUGGUGUAUUGUUUAAAUAAUAUUCUGACUGGUUGAUGUACCAAGUAACCAAUUUUUAAUGUCACUUGGAAAUUUACACAAAAAACUUCCUGUCAUUGACAUUUGUUACUGAUUUCCUUUUUACUCUUUAUAUAGCUUUUCAACAACUGUAAUUUCUCUUUAUCAUUAUGUGAAUCACAUUUGACUCUCAAUGUUAAUAAGUGUGUUGUUUGAGGUUUACUGUUUCCUUGAUAAUGAGAUCAGUGGAGAGUGUCAAGAUUAAGAGAUCCUUUCUCUUGUCUUGUAGCACAUGGUUCUUACAGAAUCAUAUGCUCCACAUUGUUACAUAUAUUUGAACUCAGUUCUACACAGAGCAAAACCUAGAAAAAACAUGGAAGUUAUUAAAUACUUUCUAAGCUGUUACUGUCUUACAAUAUUACGUCUUAUCUGUGGUUCAGAAAAUUCAGGAUUGUCACAGAUGCAGAGUCUACAUAUUGAUUGUUAUCCAACAUCUUUGCCUUGUGGGCAUCUCCUACUUGUUAGUGCCAUACAUUUAUGUUAAAUGCCCACAGAUAUCUGGUAAUUUUGAAACAUUUAUGAAUUGGAAUUUUGUAAUACAAAUCUCUAUCUGGGUUGAUUUGGUUUCCCAUUUUCACACAGGAAUGGACAGUUGCAGGCAGGCAGGCAUCAUCACGUGAACAGAGACUGUAUUAUUAUUUCUAAUAAAAAAAAAUAAACUUUGAGCUACAUUCAGCAGUGAAACUCUUUACAAAUUUUUUGGCAACCCUAUGUUAUUAUUAAAGUGUGUCAAUUGUAUGUGCCAUUAUUCACAAGUGCUCUGACCUUUAAAGUGAAUGGAGUGAGUGCAGAAAUAGUUACAAAACAUACUUUUCCAAAUCUUUGUCUAGCUUUAUGAUUUUAAAAAUCAUACAUGGAAGUUACAGUAAGUGUUGUGUGUUGCAGCUCGUAGCACCAUUUUAUACUAAAAAUGUUACUGUAUGUUUAUUUCAUUUUGCUGUUGAGUAUUUCUGUUGUGUGUGAUAAACAAAUAUGAGUACA